This is a messenger RNA of Marchantia polymorpha subsp. ruderalis, 2894 nucleotides long. Lineage: Eukaryota; Viridiplantae; Streptophyta; Marchantiopsida; Marchantiales; Marchantiaceae. The record is from the annotation of a GenBank genome assembly.
AUGCACUCCAGAGGCCCAAUCGCUCUCAGAAUGACUCAGACUCUCAGAAUCACUCAAGAACCAGCCGCUUAUGUUCUCCUUCACAGCUAUGGGCGGGACGGGAGCUCGUCGAAAGGGAACAAAGUGUGAGAAGUGGGUGCGAAGUGCCUUCAAUUCGGAUGGAUAUCAGGCUUUAAUCAGUGAAUAGAAAUUGGACCCCAAAAACCUUCGCCACCUUCGAUUCAGCAAGCCACGAAUCGUCGUUGCCAACAAAGGAACCGAGUCAAUCGCAGAAACGGACCGAAAGCUCGUCGUGGGAAGUGAACUCGGAAGGUCGGCGGGAUGUGCAUGGCCUGUCGGGCCGAACUUCGAACCUGUGGCGCCGGUGCGCGGGUGCGCGGGUGCGCGGGUCAAGGCGGGGCGAGUGGUGGGGCCGGCCCGCUUGGCAGCAUGGCUGGGAGCGGAGGAACUCGGGUGCCAAGUCACGCGCCCCUUUGUCCGCAUCACACACAUCUCUCGUUCGCUGGCCUCUGAUCCGGGCCAGCUUUUGUGAAGCUCUCGCCAUUUUUCGAUCGAUUCGUGUCUUCCGAGCCCGCCCCAUCUCUCCCCGCCAGUCUUCUGCAGCCGAUGUGUGAGCUUCGACCAUGGCGGGUGUAGGACAGCUUUGCCCGCAUCUAUUAUCGUUUUCCUCGGUCAGAUUGGAGUCAAACGCUUGUCAACCAAGUUUUAAGGAGGUUUCACGCGCCGCAUUCUUCCGAGGAUCAUCGCAGUUGGUUUGUAAACAGUCUUCGACAGUUCGAUCCAAAGUUAGAUUUGGGAAGGGAUCCCAAGAAGGACGUACCAUGACAACUUGUAAUGCUGCUGUAUCAGCAGGUAGUGAUUCUGCAUUGGCUCAAAAGGUGGACUUCAAAAAGCUACAAAAUGGCAGUGACAUUCGAGGAGUGGCAUUGGAAGGAGUGGAAGGGGAACCAGUGACUUUAACAGAGCCCAUAACCGAGGCAAUUGCCGCUGGGUUCGCGGGUUGGCUGCUAGAUAAGAAGAAUAUCGACGGCUUCGUCAAGCUGAAGAUUUCGAUAGGCCAUGAUUCAAGGAUUACGGCGAAAUCUAUGCAGUCAGCUGCAGCCCGAGGCAUUGCUGGGGCAGGAUUGGAUGUUGUCCUUUACGGGUUGGCAUCAACACCAGCUAUGUUCAACAGCACAAUGACAGUGCAAGAUGAUUUGCUGUGCCCUGUCGAUGGAGCCAUCAUGCUCACGGCUAGUCAUCUACCGUAUAAUCGGAAUGGGCUGAAAUUUUUUACCAAUGCUGGUGGACUUGGAAAGGCUGAUAUUUCAGACAUUCUAAGUCGUGCUUCAAAAAUUUACGACAAGAUGUCAGACAAAAGCCGGGAGGUGUCUCAGUCUGCCGCAGAAGCUGUCGUAAGUGAAGUAGAUUACAUGGAACGAUACACACAGGAUCUUGUAGAAGCUGUUCGAAAAGGAGCCGGUGGCGUUGAGAAACCUUUGGAGGGAUUCCAUAUUGUGGUGGAUGCAGGAAAUGGAGCAGGAGGGUUCUUUGCAGGCAAAGUUUUAGAACCUCUUGGUGCGGUGACUACUGGGAGUCAGUUUCUUGACCCGGACGGCAUGUUCCCUAACCACAUUCCAAAUCCCGAGGAUAAGAAAGCCAUGGAGGCAAUAAAAAAGGCGGUACUGGAGCAAAAGGCUGAUUUAGGAAUCAUUUUUGACACCGAUGUGGACAGAUCAGCAGCUGUGGAUUCAAGUGGCCGUGAGCUGAAUCGCAAUCGUCUCAUUGCCCUGAUGGCUGCUAUUGUUUUAGAAGAGCACCCGGGAACCACCAUCGUCACUGAUAGCGUCACCUCCGAUGGUCUCACCACUUUCAUUGAGAAAAAGCUAGGCGGAAAGCAUCAUCGUUUCAAGAGGGGUUACAAAAAUGUCAUUGACGAAGGGAUUCGGCUGAAUCAAAUAGGAGAAGAAUGUCAUCUGGCGAUUGAAACAAGCGGUCAUGGUGCCCUGAAAGAGAACCACUGGCUCGACGAUGGAGCAUAUACCAUGGUGAAGUUGCUGAUAAAGUUGGCAGCAGCAAAAGUUUCCGGGGAAGGAAGCGGAAGUGAAGUAUUGUCCAACUUGAUAGGGGAGCUCAAAGAAGCCGACUUUGCAUCUGAGCUGAGAUUCAAAAUCAAUCAAGAGCACCCAGAUCUUGGCAGCGGUACGUUUAGGGAGUACGGAGAACAAGUUAUGAAGAAGCUGGAAAGCAUGGUCGAAUUAGACUCAACCUUGCAAAAAGCACCUGUCAAUCACGAGGGUGUUCGAGUAUCUGGAUUUGGAGGGUGGUUCUUAUUACGCCUUUCUCUCCAUGAUCCAGUUCUUCCUCUGAACAUUGAGGCUCCAUCAAAAGAAGCGGCUGCCAAACUUGGAAAUGCUGUUCUAGCGGCGGUGCAAGACUUCAAAGCUCUUGAUAUUUCUCCACUACAGAAACUCUUGACGUCUGUUAAUUAGCUUCGUUCGGUAAAAUUGAAGGAAGGAGUUGGGCAGUCAUGCCCUCACAUAUGAUCUAGAGGGUUCAACCUGGAGGUGUCCAUUUAGUCAUCCUUACACGAUUCUGGACUAGUUUUGGACGUUACAUAGGUGGAUUAGGUCUCAGGUACGAAGGUUCACCUCUUAUAUCAAGAGAAGGACAAGCCCGAUACGGUCUUUUACUUUUGUAGACACGUACUUGACUCGAGUGUUCAGAUUUACAGAUCUGAAGUGGCAUUAACUGUGUGUUGUAUUCCACAACCUCAAACCGCUGUACAUUUACACCUAUUGAAGAAUGGUGAGGUGAAGUGACGUACUUCGACGAGCUAAACUUACCAUAGCAAUAUUGUUGGUGGGAUAUCUCAAGCACACUAUAAGUUGUAACUCAUUUGAUUGUACACAUCU